This is a messenger RNA of Microcebus murinus (gray mouse lemur), 3675 nucleotides long. NCBI's taxonomy places the organism in Eukaryota, Metazoa, Chordata, Mammalia, Primates, Cheirogaleidae. The record is from RefSeq and is a predicted model, not a curated record.
UUCUAGCGGCAGCUCAUCAGGCGCGUUUGCCGCUGCUUGUUCCUCAGGGUGGGAGUUCCUGGUGUGUCUGGUGCGGCCGGCGUCACCAGGCGACCUGCGGGUCCCGCAAGAUCUGAAGGAGGAUGCCGGGACAGCUCGGACGCCAGGAAACGGAACUGUUGACAUUCAGUGAUGUGGCCAUAGACUUCUCUCCAGAAGAGUGGGAAUACCUGGACACUGCUCAGCGGAAUUUGUACAGGGAUGUGAUGUUGGAGACUUACAGAAACCUGGUCUCUGUCGAACUUGCUGUCUCUAAGCUGCAUGUGGUCACCUUUUUGAAACAAAUGAAAGAGUCCUGGAAUGUGAAGAGAGAGGACACAGUAGCCAAACAGCCAGUCCAUGUGUCUCCUUACAUUUUAGAGUGGGUCUUUUAUAGAAAUCAUAAAGGACUACUUAUUAAAGGAAAUAAUAACCAGUCUUCUGAAAGCCCCAGAGAGACUAAUUCUGAAGACCAGAAAUUUGAAAUUAAAGAGAAUAUUUCUAAAUCUGACCAAGUUCAUGAGUCCUUCAUUAAAACUUUAUUGUCCUUCCACAAACCAGUAAUACCAUUACAUACCAAAACCAACAACUGUGAUCAGUAUGGUAAAGUAUGUACGCAGUCAUCAUUGCUUAAUCAAUCUCAGGGAAUAGAUAAUUCGGAAAAACAGUACACGUCUAGUAAAAGUUUGAUGUCCUUUAUCCAGAACUCAACUCUAAAUAAUUACCAGGGUAUUCAUAUUGACAAGAGAACAUAUCAAUGCAAGAAACCUGAAAAAACUUUGAACCAAGUCACAUUCUCUAGUAAAUGUAAGAAAGCUCAAUAUCCAGAGAUCCAGUACAAAUCUAAGAAAUAUAAGGAAGUCUGUCACCAACGUUUCAAGCUUAUUAGCCAUGAGGAUACCCAUAUUCAAGACUAUUCCUACAAAUGUAAUGAACGUGUAGAAGCUUUUGCCCAGUCGGGAAAGCAUUCUCAAAAGCAGGGAAUUCGUUUUGGAGAAACUUCAUACAGGCAUUAUAAAGGUGUGAAAGUCUUCAGUCAGUCGUCCAACGUAAGAACAUGUGACACAAUUGAUACUGAAGAAAACCUCUACAAACCUGAAGAAUGUGGCAAAACCAUUAACCAGAGUUCACAGCUUAAAUAUGAGAAAAUUUGUACUGAGGAAAAAUCUUACAAAUGUGAAGAAUGUGGCAAAGCCUUUACUCAGUUUUCAUUUCUUCAAGAACACCAAAUAAUCCAUGCUAGAGAACAGGCCUAUAAAUUGGAAGAAUGUGGCAAACCUUAUACCCACUCUGCAAGCCCUGGGAUACAUCCGGUGGUUCAUACGGAAGAAAAACCCCACAAAUGUAAAAAUUGUGGUAAGUCCUUCGACUAUCUUUCACGCCUUACUAGACAUGAGACAGUUCAUACUGGAGAGAAACCUUACAAAUGUAAAGGAUGUGGCAAAGCCUUUACUAGGUUUUCAACUCUUAGACUGCAUCAGAAAAUUCAUACUGGAGAAAAACCUUACAAAUGUGAAGAAUGUGGCUUAUUCUUUACCUGGUUGGAAAGCCUUAGAUUGCAUCAGGUAGUUCAUACUGGAGAAAAACCCUACAAAUGUGAAGAGUGUGGCAAAGCUUUUAUCGUUCCAGCAAGCCUUAGAAAACAUCAGGUAAUUCAUACUGGAGAGAAACCCUACAAAUGUAAAGAAUGUGAUAAAUCCUUUACACAGAGUUCACAACUUACUGAACAUCAGAGAAUUCAUACUGGAGAAAAACCCUACAAAUGUAAAGAAUGUGGCAAAGCCUUUAUGUGGGUGGGAAGCUUUAGAUUUCAUCAGGCAGUUCAUACUGGAGCCAAGCCCUACAAAUGCAAAGAAUGCGGCAAAGCGUUUACUCAGCUUUCACAUCUUAGGCAACAUCAGAUGAUUCACAGUGGAGAGAAACCCUACAAAUGUAAUGAAUGUGGUAAAUCCUUUAGACAUCGGUCAUACUUUACUCAACAUCAGAGAAUUCAUACCGGAGAGAAACCCUACACAUGUGAAGAAUGUGGAAAAGCCUUUCCUCAGCUUUCACAACUUAGACGACAUCAGUUAAUUCAUACUGGUGAAAAAGCACACAAAUGUGAAGAAUGUGCUAAAUCCUUUACCCAUAGUUCACAACUUACUGAACAUCAGAGAAUUCAUACUGGAGAAAAACCCUACAAAUGUAAAGAAUGUGGUAAAUCCUUUAGACAUCGUUCAUACUUUACUCAACAUCAGAGAAUUCAUACCGGAGAGAAGCCCUACAAAUGCAAAGAAUGUGGCAAAGUGUCUGCUCGGCUUUCAAGUCUCAGGCGACAUGAGAGAAUUCACAAUGUAGAGAAACCCUACAAAUGUAAUGAAUCUGGUAAAUCCUUUACUCGUAGUUCACUACUUAUUCAACAUUAGAGAAUUCAUGCUAGAGAAAAACCCUACGAAUGUGAAGAAUGUGGCAAAGCCUUUACGCGUAAAUCACAACUUACUCAACAUCAGAGAAUUCAUACCACGGAAACUAUAGAUAUAAUACAUGUGAAAAGGAUUUUAUAAUAAAUACACAACUUGGAAGUUAUCAGAGUGUCCAUAGGGAAAGAAAUUUUACAGGUGCAAUAAAUGUGUAGAAGUAUUUAAACUUACAUCUAACUACCUCAGUGGAUUCACACAGGUAAAAACUAAAGCACACUUUCAGAUUUUACACUAACUCAGAGUAUUGUAGAGAAUGUAAAGUUGAAGCAGUUACAUAAUUUAUCUGCUCAUGUUGUUCAAAAGAACAAGAACACUCAUGUUUGGACAGGUAUAGUUAUAAUUAAUGGAUAAUUUGUAUUGACAGUAUUGGAAAUUUUUCAAAGGUAAAUAUUGAUGUAGUUCAAUUUUCAAAUCAGUUUAUGUUAUCCUUUCAUUCCUAAUGUCUAUAUAAAAUAUGUAUUCUGUUGUUUCUACAUCAGAGCUGAGAGAGGCUAUUCAAUAUUAGGACAAUUUGAUUAAUACCAAUUUUCCAUAAAUGUUUAAUGACAAAUGUAAAGCACAUUAAGAAAAUCUAAAGAGGUUUUUUUUGUGUUUGAAUUAUAAAACAAUAAUACAUGUAAAUACAAACUAUCUAAUCAGGUUUUUCAUUCUGUAUUAAAGAAACUUUCUAAAUUUUCAAAAUAUAUUUCCAGUUGCUCCUUAAGUAUAACUGUAACAUCACUAUAUUAGAACAAAAAUAAUGUUUCUUGUGUGCUUGUGACCAAGGAGCAUUUAGUGAGUUUUAAAAUGCUUUAGGCUAUGUUUUAAUUAAUUUGUUUUGAUUAAUAAUAUUCAAUUGUUCUUAAUGAUUUUACACUGAUGUGCAAUGAAUAAAAUACUGUUCUGCAACAAAUGUUAAACUAUCUUGUCUACAAUUGUAGUUAACAAAUGAAAAUAAUGUGCUAUUUGGGCAACACAAUGGAAUAACUUUUAUUAAUCCCUAUAUUCUGAGGAACAAAACUUUCAGUAAUUUCAGAAUGUUUUCAUAGUUACUAUAGUGUCCUCCUUUUUUUGUAGUUUUGGGGUUGUUGAUAUGCUUACAAUAAAGAUUAUAUGGGAGUAUAGGCAGGGCACGUUUGUUCACGGUUGUAAUCCUAGCACUGUGGGAGGCUGAGGCGGGUGGAUCGCUCGGGGUCAGGAGUUCAUAACCAGUCUGCAG